Nasonia vitripennis (jewel wasp) is the source of this 4079-nucleotide messenger RNA. It is a transcript of the gene DNAlig3, whose product is annotated as DNA ligase 3. Gene Ontology annotation, molecular function: DNA binding; zinc ion binding; DNA ligase (ATP) activity. The transcript has 21 exons. Gene Ontology annotation, biological process: lagging strand elongation; double-strand break repair via alternative nonhomologous end joining; DNA recombination. Gene Ontology annotation, cellular component: DNA ligase III-XRCC1 complex. The record is from RefSeq and is a predicted model, not a curated record. NCBI's taxonomy places the organism in Eukaryota, Metazoa, Arthropoda, Insecta, Hymenoptera, Pteromalidae. Bases 761 to 3436 code for a protein of 891 amino acids.
UGCACCGUGCAGGUUAGAACUCGGCCCGGUAAAACCCGUGGCGUGGAGAGAGAGAGAGAGAGAGAGAGAGAGAGAGAGAGAGAGAGGGACACAAAUUAGCUGUAUGCAGUAAUGUCAGUUUUAGUAUAAAAGUUUGUUGUUAAUUGUAUAGUAACAAGUGCCUUGCAGUACUUGAGUAAAUCAGUGUCGAUGUGUCGAAAUCCUGUUGCGUUCUUCAAACAAUUGUGAGAAAAUAAGAAAUGUCGGACGGCGAGCAAGAGGACGAGAAACCGUUCGCGGUCGAGCGCGCCAAGACCGGAAGAGCCAAGUGUAAGAAAUGCAAAUGUCCGAUCGAGAAAGACCAGGUGCGGAUAGCUAAACUGAUGGCAAAUCCUUUCGGUGAAGGGAAGAUGAAGGCCUGGCACCACGUGAGCUGCCUCUUCGAAGUCUUUUCCAGGCAACGCGCAACGACCAAACGAAUUGAAAAUCCGGAGGAGGAUAUCAGCGGGUGGGACUCGCUGUGCGACGAGGACAAAGAUGUCGUAUUGGAAAAACUUGGCGAAUUCGAGGAUGCUGAGCCGUUUAAGGCAGCUAAGGCCAAGGCCAAAUCUCCCAAAGCCACUGCAGGAGCAGGAACCUCGAAAACAAACGCGGCGAGUAAUAGCGCAACGCCAGCGAGCAAAGUUGCGAAUUUGGCCGAAAAGAAGAAACGGUCGGGUGUGAAAACUCCUGCGAAAAACAAACCAUCCAAGUAUGACAUGUUUUCGGAGUUUCAGCGAAUAUGCAACGAGCUUGCGGACCACCCCUCUUAUUUGGAAAAGACCGCCAUUCUCAAGAAAAUGUUUACGAAAGGAUCGGAAAAAGCAAUUUAAGUUUACUGCAACCUACAGCUAGCUUUACUUCUGUACUUUACUCUCUACCUCUCAGCUUCCGAUUCGGCGUGUAUUCCAACUGCCAUUUUCACGAAUUCAAGAGCGACAUAAUUUUAUGGUGCAGAUUACUGCUGCCGGGCGCAGUCAAGAGAAUUUACAAUCUCCAAAGCAAGGCGUUAAUUAAAUUAUUCGCGCGACUACUUUGCCAAGAUGAGGACGCGAUGCUUGAGGAUCUCGAACAGGGCGAUGUGGCGCAGACGAUCAAAACUUUCUAUGAGAAAAGCAUCACUGUACGGCCCAGCGCGACGAGUGAACUUACGUUACAGGAGGUUGACGAAUUCUUGGAGCAACUGUCGAAGUUGACGAAAGAAGACGAGCAAAUGGAUCAUUUUAAAUCUAUUCUCAAAAGAUGCACUGCCGACGAUCUGAAAAUGAUAAUCCGUUUAAUCAAGCACGACCUGAGGAUAAACGCCGGUCCAAAACACAUACUAGGAGCAGUUCACGAUGACGCUUACAUGGCAUUCCAAGUAUCGAGGGAUCUUCCAGCCAUCAUACGCCGUUGCCUUGGCAUUUCUCCGACGGCGUCGACGUCGUCCGCGGCAACAAGUCCACUUGCGAAAUCUCCGAAAGCUGGCAAAGUAGCGACUCUUUCGCUGAUGACACCCGUCUUGCCGAUGCUCGCGGAAGCUUGCAAGUCCGUGGAAAUGGCUAUGCAAAAAUGCCCCAAUGGUAUGCUGUCGGAGGUCAAGUACGAUGGUGAACGAUUACAGGUGCACAAAAUGGGAAGCGAUUUUCGUUACUACAGUCGUUCCUUGAAGCCAGUAUUACCUCAUAAAGUUAAUUUCUUGAAAGAGUAUAUACCGAAAGCAUUUCCACAAGGUGAUGAUUUGAUACUAGACGCAGAGAUUCUUUUAAUUGACACCCGCAAUGGACAGCCACUUCCCUUUGGAUCACUAGGUGUACAUAAGAAAGCUGAAUUUAAGGAUGCUAAUGUCUGUCUCUUCGUCUUCGAUAUUAUUUAUUAUAAUGGUGAACCAUUGAUGGAUAGAACGAUGCAACAGAGGAGAAAACUUUUGGAAGAAAAAAUGACCCCCAUACCCAAUAGAAUAAUGUUAUCUGAAAUUCAAGUUAUAAAAGAUCCAAAAAAAUUGGCAGCGAUGAUAGCAAAAGUAUUCAAAUUACGGUUAGAGGGAUUGGUACUAAAAGACGUUGAUAGUAAAUAUGAACCAGGAAAGAGGCAUUGGUUGAAGAUAAAGAAGGACUACUUGCUCCAGGGCGCUAUGGCCGAUAACGCAGAUCUCGUCGUUCUCGGCGCUUGGUAUGGUACAGGGCAAAAAGGAGGAAUGAUGUCUGUAUUUUUAAUGGGAUGUUACGAUCCUGAUUCUGAUAUAUGGGUUACUGUUACGAAGGUGCAUACGGGCCACGAUGACGCAACUUUAGCUAAACUUCAGACUUCAUUAGAUAUGAUAAAAAUUGGAAAAGAUCCAGGUCUCAUACCAAGAUGGUUGAGAGCAAAUAAGCCAAUGAUACCAGACUUUGUAGCCAAAGAUCCUAAGAAACAACCUGUAUGGGAAAUAACGGGAGCAGAGUUCACGAAUCAAGGUGUGCACACAGCCGACGGUAUAAGCAUACGAUUUCCGCGCGUGACACGUAUUCGCGACGACAAAGACUGGGAGACUGCGACGAAUUUACACGAGCUUCGUGCAUUAUUUAAUAGAAGUGCAGAAUCCGUGGACUAUUCGAGUCUUCUUGGUGUCGACGCAAGCCAAGAUUUGAAAGACAACGGCGAGGACGAUAAUUCUUCGAAAAGGAAACCAAAAAAGCCACACGAUUCCGACGACGAAGAGCCGUCGUCGUUGAAGGGAAAUAUAAAGGUCGAAGACGCUGAAUGUAUUUUAGACGAAACGGAUGUUAAAGUAAAGAUGGAAACCGUUGAGUUGGAGGAGCAGAAAACAUUGAAAAAGAGAAAAAGCGAGGCGAAGCGUUCACCAAAAAAAUUACCAGGAAAGUUAAUAACAAACUUUUUCGCGCAAAAUUCAGUAAUAAAACAAGAAAAAAAGGAAAAAAUCAUUUCGCAGUCUACUGAGGACCUGGAGGAGGAAAACAGGGCAGAGUUUUAUUCCUUCGUCGGCACUGACUAUAUCGAGUACAGCGCAGCAGGAAGUCCUCUGAAUUGGAUAGAAGGCCGAAAACCACCGAAGUACUUACCUAAAGACGCAAAACCCAUCAGCGAGCCCGAUGAACAUAAAAAGAGAUCUCGCUGUCUACUAACAGAUGUUCGCAUCUUCUUGGCCAAGGACUUGAAUCGAGAUAGGCGAAAAGUUGUUCGCCGGGCUUUAAAAACACUCGGCGCAGAGAUCCUCUCAAAAACGGAGCAGUCCCAGGCGACCCACGUGAUUCAUGGAAGCUCACGUGUUCUUGCGACGAUUCUUCUGGAGACCACGGAUGUACCCAAGUCAGCGAGACACGUCACGGAGUCCUGGGUAAAGGGCACCGCUACGCGCUGCAAAGUGCAAAGUACUGCGGAUCAUGCGGUCACUUUGAUGGGAGCUUAUUGUUCUUGUCCUUGUCCUCAUCGAGGAUAAUGCAGUGCGCAAGCUUUUAAUUUUUUACGAAGCCAAUCGAUACUUCCAUAUCAGAAGACAUCAUCUGUACACUGAUAAUAUGAAAAUCGAUUUUUACAAGGAAAAUUUACGUAAUGUAAUCUAUACCGCGAUGAACGACCGCAGCAGUUAUAGAAAGAAAUUGUAUAUUUUUCAAUCGAUGUAGCGAGAGCGCGCGAAUGAAUAAAUAAAGUAAUUCAAUCGGAGAGGCGGAAUGAAAUUGAAUGGAUUUGUUACACAUUUAAAAGCUACGGAAGGCCGGCUGAAUAGAUUUCCUCACCGCAAGCCGAGGCUGGCUAAGCGAUAAUCGAAAGUACGACGUGGAACUGAUGCAUCACACCGAGAAACCUCACUGCUUCGGAAAACUUUCCAUUUUGCGAAAUUGAGUCUUGCAGCAUCGAGAAGGAAUUUACGUAGCUGGCUCUUCAAGGUUGCAACGCAUUCGUCUGGCUUCUACACACUUUACCCAUGGUGUAUCUUAUUUUUACUCGAUAUAUUUUUUUCUACAUCCUUUCUGUCGCGCUGUAUUUUUUACAUUGACAAUUGAAAAGAGCGCAAGGACGUAGAACUUGAAUGAAAAAAUCUUGAAUAAAUUUAAUUUCAAUUACCUCAAACUUGAUGGAAA